GCCGAUUCUUAUUUUCUUCUUCCUGUCAACACCAGCUACCACCACUAUUUGUCAAAAUGGGAAAGAUUAAGAAGAAGGGAAACUCUGGCCAGGCCAAAAACUACAUUACCAGAACGCAGGCAGUCCGCAAACUGCAGAUUACUCUGCCUGACUUCCGUCGACUAUGUAUCUUUAAGGGUAUCUAUCCUCGUGAGCCCCGGAACAAGAAGAAGGCUUCGAAAACUUCGACCCCCAACACCACCUUCUACUACACCAAGGAUAUCCAAUACCUCCUCCAUGAGCCCCUUUUGGCCAAAUUCCGCGACCAGAAAUCUCUUGCGAAGAAGAUUGCGCGCUCGUUAGGACGUGGAGAAGUUAGCGAUGCUUCGCGCUUGGAGAAGAACCAUGCUCCGAAACUCACACUGGACCACGUCAUUAAGGAGCGUUAUCCCACCUUCAUUGACGCCCUCAGAGACUUGGACGAUGCGCUUUCGCUGUUGUUCCUUUUUGCAAACCUCCCCUCGAGCUCCCACGUGCCUCCCAAGACUAUUGCGCUCUGCCAGCGGGUGACCCAUGAAUUCCAGCACUAUCUGAUCGCUACCAACUCCCUGCGCAAGUCUUUCCUUUCGAUCAAGGGUAUCUACUACCAGGCAACGAUCCAGGGACAGGACAUUAUGUGGCUGGUUCCUUACCGAUUCGUCCAGCGGGUCAACGGUGAUGUCGACUACCGGAUUAUGGCCACUUUUGUCGAGUUUUACACCACCCUCCUGGGCUUCGUUAACUACCGUCUGUAUUCGUCGCUUGGCCUGAGAUACCCGCCCAAGUUUGAUACCCGAAGCGAUGAGAACGGUGCUGAAUUGGCUGCUUUCACUCUGGAGGGCCGGUCUGUUGGCAACGUCCCCAAGGCUAUCGAAGGUAAUAACACAAAGACAAACGCCCUAUCGAACAAGGUUUCGAGUGAGGUCCAGAGUAAGGUGGACAAGGUCAUCCAGGACGCCAGAUUGGAUCAAACAAAGGAUGAGAAGACCGUCGAGACCACCACCGAAGAAUCGAAUGAUGCGAUCGACAAGUUCGAGCCUGCCGCGCCGGAAGCCGAUACGCUAGACCAACCUGACCUGAGCGCAGCCGAUUCUGGCUCUCUCUUCGCCCCCUUCACAGUCUACAUUUCGAGAGAAGCCCCGAAGGCCCCCUUGGAGUUCAUCCUCCGUGCUUUUGGCUGCACCCGGGUUGGCUGGGACGCUGUGUCUGGCGACGGUGCUUUCACGCACGAUGAGACGGACACCCGUAUUACCCACCAGAUUGUGGAUCGUCCUCCUCUUCCCGAGGGCGCUCUCCCGGCUGCUCCUGCUGUCAAGGAUGGUGAUGUGCCACAAGUCAAGCCCGGUACCCGGAUUCCCGGUAGAACCUACGUCCAACCCCAAUGGAUCUGGGACAGCAUCAACGAAGGCAAACUUCUCCGUCCCGACCUUUACGCACCGGGUACCACGCUGCCACCCCAUUUGAGCCCAUGGGUUAAGCCUUCUAGGGCCGGUUACGAUCCUAAGGCCAGUCUGGCCGCUCAGGAAGAAGAGGGCGAGGCUGACCUGGCAGAGGAAGAGAGUGGCAGUGACGAAGAGAUGACGGACGACAAGGCGGACGACAAGGUCGACGAGAAGAAGAACGGAGACGCCAAGGUCGCUGAGGCAUCCGACGAGGAGGAUGACUCCGAAGACUCCGAAGAGGAAGACGGCGGUAUGGAUGUUGACCUUGCCAACUCCGACGAGGACGAAGAGGAGGACGACAGCGAGUCCGCAGAUGAGGACUUCGGUGGUUUCGAAGACGACGCCGCUUCCGAGUCCGAAGACGACGAGGAGGCCGCUCGCACCCGCCACCAGAAGGAACUCGAGGCCGAAGCUGCUGGUCUUCCUUUCUCGUCUGCCAACGGCGGCGCAGACGAGAAGGCCAAGAAGAAGUCCUCGCAGGCGAAGAAGAUCGCCGCUAAGAAGCGCAAGGAGGAGGAAGAGCUGGAGAGACAGAAGAUGAUGAUGAGCCGUAAGAAGCGGAAGCUGUUGGAGAAGAUGAUGUACUCGAACAAGAAGCAGUCCGAUGAGGCGGCGAAGCUGCGGUCGAAGAGAAGAAAGCUUGAAAAGGGUGAGAAGGGUGAGAAAUAGAUGAGAGAAGA
Messenger RNA from Aspergillus glaucus CBS 516.65, 2140 nucleotides. It is a transcript of the gene nop7, whose product is annotated as mRNA-binding ribosome synthesis protein NOP7. Gene Ontology annotation, biological process: ribosome biogenesis; maturation of LSU-rRNA from tricistronic rRNA transcript (SSU-rRNA, 5.8S rRNA, LSU-rRNA). The transcript has 3 exons. NCBI's taxonomy places the organism in Eukaryota, Fungi, Ascomycota, Eurotiomycetes, Eurotiales, Aspergillaceae. The coding region runs from base 57 to 2129 and encodes 690 amino acids. The record is from RefSeq and is a predicted model, not a curated record. Gene Ontology annotation, cellular component: nucleolus; PeBoW complex. Gene Ontology annotation, molecular function: RNA binding.